Molecule: messenger RNA, 1938 nt
Organism: Apaloderma vittatum (bar-tailed trogon)
Lineage: Eukaryota; Metazoa; Chordata; Aves; Trogoniformes; Trogonidae
Gene: DDX20
Product: DEAD (Asp-Glu-Ala-Asp) box polypeptide 20
Exons: 12
Biological process (GO): spliceosomal snRNP assembly
Cellular component (GO): SMN complex
Molecular function (GO): RNA binding; ATP binding; RNA helicase activity
Source: RefSeq, a predicted model, not a curated record
CCGCUGUGGCGGCUUUUCCCAGAUCUCAUCGUGCAGGCCAAGUCCGGCACCGGCAAAACCUGCGUGUUCUCCACCAUCGCCCUGGACGCGGUGGUGCUGGAGAGCCCCGCCACGCAGAUCCUGAUCCUGGCCCCGACACGAGAGAUCGCGGUGCAGAUCCACGCCGUCGUGGCCACCAUUGGGGUGAAAAUGGAAGGCCUGGAGUGCCACGUCUUCAUCGGAGGGACUCCUCUGAGCCAGGACAAAGCCAGGCUCAAGAAGUGCCACAUCGCGGUGGGCUCACCAGGUCGAAUAAAACAGCUCAUAGAGUUGGACUACUUGAACACAGCCAGUAUCCGGCUUUUCAUUCUCGAUGAAGCAGACAAGCUUCUGGAAGAAGGCAGCUUUCAGGAACAAAUCAACUGGAUUUACUCUUCACUCCCAGCCAAUAAACAGAUGCUUGCGGUUUCAGCCACUUACCCUGAAUCACUAGCUAAUGCUUUGACCAGGUACAUGAGAGAGCCGACGUUUGUGAGGCUGAACCCCACUGAUCCAAGUCUCAUUGGGCUGAAGCAGUAUUACAAAAUCGUGAGCUCCCAUCCGCUUCCGCAUAAAACUUUUGAGGAAAAGACCCAGCACCUGCAGGAAUUGUUCAGCAAGAUUCCGUUUAAUCAAGCCUUAGUCUUUUCAAAUUUACAUAGCAGGGCUCAACAUUUAGCUGAAAUACUGACAUAAAAAAAAACUGCUGAGUGCAUUUCAGGUAACAUGAACCAAAAUCAGCGUCUUGAUGCUAUGGCUAAAUUAAAGCAAUUCCACUGCAGAGUUCUGAUUUCCACGGACUUGACAUCUCGUGGAAUUGAUGCUGAAAAAGUGAAUCUGGUUAUCAACCUGGACGUCCCUGUGGACUGGGAGACGUACAUGCAUCGCAUCGGCAGAGCUGGGCGCUUUGGGACUUUGGGUCUAUCUGUGACAUACUGCUGCCGCGGAGAGGAAGAAAACAUGAUGAUGAAAAUUGCUCAGAGAUGUAACCUUCAGCUACUUCCUCUACCAGAGCCGAUACCUCCGGGGAUGAUGGAUCAGUUUGAAGAUGGGGAGGUAGAAGUCAAACCUAGGAACCAGUACUGCAGCCUCUCCAAAAUAGUUUUUCAGAGGUACCUCAGCAUCUUCCUGAUCUUCCAGAGGAAUCGAGUCAAACCCGUCUCCAGAACGGAUGAACAACGUAACGCUCGGGCUCCAGAUGAGGAGACCUUAAAAAAAAAUCUCCCCAAAAUUCCGUGCCUGUCUUCUUUCAAAAACCAAACAAACAAUCCCUGGAGCUUCUCAGAGUUUGUUGAAGACUAUGAGUAUUUCAUUAAAGAAGGGCUGGAGAGAGAGGUGGAAAUUUUGAGAAGCUAUUCAGGCCCAGGAGAACAAGGUGAGCUCCCCAGAAAUGGCGGAGUGGAGUGGAGAGAGGUGGAGUGUAACACAGGGACGGUAGCAAACGGUGUUGUGUCUGGUGACAGUGAUGGUUCGUACAGUUCCAGGGCUUCCUCCGAUAGUAGGGAAAAUAACUCGCGUUUUGAAGCAUUUUCAGACACUCGGGAGAGUAAUGCUGUUCCCACAACACGUCAGGGUCAUGGAGGCUUCUGUCCUACACCAGAAAAGCCUCGGGAGCCAUCGCAAGUCCCAAAGCAAAAUCAAGUGAAAAAGAAAGUUCCAAAACAAAACGUUAAACAAAAGAAAAGCCAUUACCAGCAAUUUUCUAGGAAAACUGAAGAGGACUGCUCCUGCAGCUCUUGGGGUGAUGGUGUUCCCUAUGAGGCUUGGAGUUACAAAAACUACUGGAAGUCUUACUACCAAGCGUGGCAGAACUACUACGCUGUGGUGUCUCACUAUAGGAGGAGUUACAGACAGUUUACCUGGGUGAAUGCCUAUCGUGCCAACUCAGUCUAUCUUCAGGAGCUGCUGAAAAGUGAUUGA